AUGGUCGAUUCUGGAUCGCCAAUCACAAUUGUUCCUGUCCUUCCAUCUGAGAAGCAUCUUCCUUCAGUGGACUCCGGCUUGAUUUCCGCAAGUGGCGCUCCGAUUAAACAGUUUGGGUCGUCACCUAUCAGCAUCCCUAUUAAUGGUGAGAAAUUCGAUUUCACUGCAGCGAAGUGCGAUGUG
This is a messenger RNA of Paramuricea clavata, 183 nucleotides long. The record is from the annotation of a GenBank genome assembly. Lineage: Eukaryota; Metazoa; Cnidaria; Anthozoa; Malacalcyonacea; Plexauridae.